AUUCAUAGCCUCUGUAUUUCUUUUCAGAAGACCUCCAGUGAGAAAAUGGCAAUGAAAAAUGAAACAUGGCUGACUGAGUUUAUCCUCACUGGACUCCCACAUCAAACAGAGUGGCAAAUCCUCCUGUUUAUCCUGUUCUUGGGAAUAUACCUCAUCACCAUUGUGGGGAACCUGGGUCUUAUUACUCUCAUCAGGAAUGACUCUAAUUUUCACAUACUCAUGUAUUUUUUCCUUGGGAAUUUAGCCUUUGUAGAUGCUUGGUUAUCAUCCAUUGUGACACCAAAAAUGCUGGUGAACUUCUUAACCAUGAGUAAGAUACCUUUCUCUGAAUGCAUGAUACAAUUUUUCUCUUUUGUAAUCAGUGCAAUCACAGAAUGUUUUCUGUUGGCAGCAAUGGCUUAUGAUCGCUAUGUAGCUAUAUGCAAGCCUCUAAUUUACCCAGUGAUUAUGACCAAUAGACUAUGUUCCCAGCUAUUAGUUUUAUCAUUUGUAGGUGGCUUUCUUCAUGCCUUAAUUCAUGAAAGUUUUUUAUUCAGAUUAACCUUCUGUAAUUCCAACAUAAUACAUCACUUUUAUUGUGAUGUCCUACCAUUGUUUAAGAUUUCUUGUACAGACCCUUCUCUUAAUUAUCUCCUUGUGUUCAUUUUCUCUGGUUCAAUACAAGUAUUCAGUAUUGUGACUAUUCUUCUUUCUUAUACAUUUGUUCUCUUUACAAUUUUAAAAAAGAAAUCUGAAAAGAGUGCAAGCAAAGCCUUCUCCACCUGUGGGGCCCAUCUCUUUUCUGUAACUUUACACUAUGUCCCCUCUUUCUUUAUGUAUGUGCAUCCAACAUCAUCAGAAGAAAAUGAUCAGGAAAUGAUCUCUCUAUUUUAUGCUGUCAUAAUCCCAGUGAUAAAUCCAUUUAUCUACAGCCUGAGAAACAGGCAAAUCACAGAUUCACUGAGAAAGGCAUUGAAGAAAAAUGCUUAG
Messenger RNA from Heterocephalus glaber (naked mole-rat), 969 nucleotides. RefSeq names its product olfactory receptor 5H17-like. Gene Ontology annotation, cellular component: membrane. The record is from RefSeq and is a predicted model, not a curated record. Gene Ontology annotation, biological process: G protein-coupled receptor signaling pathway. Gene Ontology annotation, molecular function: olfactory receptor activity; G protein-coupled receptor activity. Lineage: Eukaryota; Metazoa; Chordata; Mammalia; Rodentia; Bathyergidae.